This is a messenger RNA of Drosophila ficusphila, 969 nucleotides long. RefSeq names its product nurim homolog. Gene Ontology annotation, cellular component: nuclear membrane. Bases 129 to 890 code for a protein of 253 amino acids. The record is from RefSeq and is a predicted model, not a curated record. Lineage: Eukaryota; Metazoa; Arthropoda; Insecta; Diptera; Drosophilidae. The transcript has 2 exons.
AACCGAUGUGCCUACAGUCGCUGUUUUUCACGAAAUGGUCACAUCGAUAAACCCUCUGCUUAAACAUUGACUGGUUUGUUUGUUUUUUUUCUCAUAAUAUAUAGUUUUUCCCGGUUUUCGUGACAAACAUGGCCUCGUUUGGAAAGUCUAUAGUGCUCCUAUUGUCAUUAGCCACCUUUGCGUACUCCUUGUACGUUGUGGGACGCCUCAUGCUGUUUCUCUCGACACCCCGCUCCAUUUCGAGGGCGCACACCUGGAUUUUCAAUUUACUGGACAACAAGUCCCGUUUGGAGACCGCCUAUGGGCCCGUGGUGUUUGACACACUCUACCUGUCGGGAUUCAUCUUCCAGCACAGCUUCCUUAAGUCAGCAUUGGUCAAGAAACUUUUGGCUAACUUGGGUUUGUCGGGGGCAGAGCGUACUAUUUAUAGCCUGACGUCAUCAAUUUGUUUACAUUAUUUGAUCCUGAAUUGGCUACCUGCACAGUCAAUUGUACUAUGGCAAAUUGACGUUGACGAGAGUGCUCCUCUGUGGUGGACCUUUGUGAUUACACACGGAUUAUGUUGGGUUGUGAUCUUUGGUGGCAGUUUGGUAAUGGAUCUCCCAGAGCUGUUGGGCGUGAAGCAGGCCUACUACGAUCUUAAGGCCUAUAGACCGCCCAUCAGUUACAAGUCCGCGGAAUUGCGCAAUCUGUAUGCCCAUGUGAGACAUCCUUCGUUUGUGGGCCUGACUGUCAUUUUGUUCGCCACCAACGUAAUGAGCCUGGAUCGACUAGUAAUGGCGCUGCUCCUGACCACCUAUAUGUACCUGGCCUGGUCAACGGAUCACAAGGAUGUGGCCUACCAGAAGGUACAACUGCAGCGAAAGAAGUUCGAACUAAAGGCUCAGUAAACUUAAUCUCUAUGUAUAUUCUCACUAAGAUUUAAUUGUAGUUUGACACGAGCUUGUAUUAAAUAAGAUUUUACUAACA